Messenger RNA from Lagenorhynchus albirostris (white-beaked dolphin), 3987 nucleotides. It is a transcript of the gene IL2RB, whose product is annotated as interleukin 2 receptor subunit beta. Lineage: Eukaryota; Metazoa; Chordata; Mammalia; Artiodactyla; Delphinidae. The record is from RefSeq and is a predicted model, not a curated record. Gene Ontology annotation, molecular function: cytokine receptor activity; protein binding. Bases 126 to 1892 code for a protein of 588 amino acids. Gene Ontology annotation, cellular component: membrane; external side of plasma membrane. The transcript is spliced from 10 exons. Gene Ontology annotation, biological process: cytokine-mediated signaling pathway; immunoglobulin mediated immune response.
AGGGAGCCGGAGCUGGGCCCUGGGGAGAUGGCUGCAGUCCCAGCAGUGGAGAGAAGCAGAGAGAGCACGCCGCAGCCCCAUGUCCCAGCUAGGGCUCCCUUCCCCAGCUCCCACCCGUGGCUGUGAUGGCGGCUCCUGCCCUGUCCUGGUGUCUGUGCCUCCUUGUCCUCUGGCCCCCGGCCAUCCCUCGGGCAUCUACAUCGGUGAACGGAUUGACUACUUCCUCACCUGGUAGGUACAGGAGUGGCGGGCGAACCCCAGAGGGCCAUGGGCACCCUGCAGCCAGCCACGCACGCCUCAUCUUACCAGCAGAUGCUUCCAAGCUCACGUGCUUCUACAACUCGAGAGCCAAUAUCUCCUGUGCCUGGAGCCGGGAUGGGGGACUGCAGGUCACGACGUGCCACAUCCAUGCCCAGCCGGAUAAAAGGCAGUGGAACGAAUCCUGUGAGCUGCUCCCAGUGAAGCCGGGAUCCUGGGCAUGUAACCUCAUCCUAGGACCCCCAGAUUCUCAGAAACUGACCAUAGUUGACGUCAUCAACUUGACCGUGAUGUGCCGCGAAGGGGAGAGGUGGAGGAGGAUGAUGACCCAGAAUUUCAAGCCCUUUGACAACAUUCGUCUGAUGUCCCCCCACUCCCUCCAAGUCGUCCACAUAGAGACCCGCAGAUGCAACAUAACCUGGAAUGUCUCCCAGUUCUCCCACUACAUUCAAAGCAAUGUGGAGUUUGAGGCCCGGACAAGGUCCCCGGGCCACAGCUGGGAGGACACCCCGCUGCUGACCCUCAGGCAGAACCAGCAAUGGAUCUCCCUGGAGACGCUGGCUCCAGACACGCUGUAUGAGCUUCAGGUGCGGGCCAGGCCCCAGCUAGGCAGCCACGAGGCCUGGAGCCCCUGGAGCCAGCCUCUGGUCUUCAGGACGAGGCCUGCAGCAACCAGGAAGAAGACCCUGCCCCUUCCUUCGAUGGGCCACAUCGUGUUGGGCCUCUGCUGCACUUUUGGUUUCGCCGUCUUGGUUUACUUGCUGACCAGCUUUCGGUACAACGGGCUGUGGCUGAAGAAGGUUCUGAAGUGUCACAUCCCAGACCCCUCGGAGUUCUUUUCCCAGCUGAGCUCCGAGCAUGGAGGAGAUUUCCAGAAGUGGCUCUCCUCGCCCUUCCCCUCAUCCUCCUUCAGCCCCAGCGGCCCAGUGCCCGAGAUCUCCCCACUGGAGGUGCUGGACAGGGACGCCAAGGCCACGCAGCUGCUCCUUCUGCAGCAGCAGGACAAGGGCUCGUCAUCCUCAACCGAGACCAGCGGCCACUCGGUGACCAGCUGCUUCACCAACCAGGGCUACUUCUUCUUCCACCUCCCAGACGCGCUGGAGAUCGAGGCCUGCCAGGUGUACUUCGCCUACGACCCCUUCACGGAGGAGCCCGAUGAGGGUGGGCCCAGGGCGCCAGAGGGGGCUCUCCUCCCACCCCUGCCACCUCCGCCAGGGGAGGAAGACGCCUACUGCACCUUCCCCUCUGGGGACGACCUGCUGCUCUUCUCCCCCAGUCUCCUCGGUGGCCCAGGCCCCCCGAACACUGCCCUGGGGGGCACUGGGGCUAGUGAAGAGAGGCUGCCCCCCACCCCGCAGGAGGGAGUCCCUGGAGACUGGGCCCCCCAGCCCCUGGCGCCUCCCACCCAGGAAGCCCCUGACCUGGUGGAUUUGCAGUCACCCCCGGAGCAUGCGCUGGGAGAAGCAGGAGAGGAGGUGCCUGUCCCCAGCCCGAGGGAGGGGGCCGGCUUCCCCUGGGCCAGCUCUCCUGGGCAAGGCCAAGUCCGGGCCCCCACCUCCUGCCUGACCCUGAACACCGAUGCCUACCUGUCCCUCCAAGAGCUCCAGGAUCAGGACCCGGCUCACACAGUGUAGACAGACGGCCAGGGCUGGGAGGCAGGUGGCCUUCCGCUGUUGCACCAGGCCCAGCUGAGGACUCUCUGUCUGUGAGGCUUGUCCACUGCUGACACUCGGUGUCCGGCUGCCCCCGGUCAUCUCUGGCCAGAGGGCCCUCACCCAGCCCUGCACACUCGGCUGUUCACUUCCACACCUCAUUUGCUGCUCCCCGGUCCUACGGCCCAAGCCAAGAACUUCGGGGGGAGAGGCACUUUGACUCCACACUCCGCAUCAGUCGUGGAGUCCUGCGGGUUUUGCCUCUGAAGCGUCCCUCCUCUCCAGCCCGGCAGCUCCUCUUCAGGGAGAAUUUGGGGUUCUCCACGGGCCUUCACCCUGCGCUCCUCACAGGGCUUCCUGCCCCAGUCACACCCCCUCGCACCCACCCACCGCAGGACAACCAGAGUGCUCUUUCCAGAACACAAAGAGGGCUGUGCUGCUCCGGGUUUAAAACCCUGCCGUGGCUCCCCACUGCCCUCAGCCCCACUUCUCGGCCCUCCCCUUGCCUCUCCAGCAUCGUGUUGGGACAUUCCCUUCUGGCAGCCUCCCAAGGGUCCUACUGAGCCACUUGGAGCUCCCCCAUUCCCCCACACCUUUACACAUGCGCUUCCCUGUGCCUGGGGUGCCCUCGCCUCCCUCAUCUAGGUGACAAGCUCCCUUUAUCCUUCAAGUGUCAGUUCUGCUUCCCUGGGAGGGAAACACCACCUCCUUCAAUGUGCGCAAACUUUGAGAUUCGGUGCCGGAGCGACAGGCUCUCAGGGUCACAGGGUGGCUGAAGAAAGUGGCCCUGUCACUUCCCAUUUGGGAUCUCUUGUGACCUUUGAAUGCUUGGCUACAGCAUCCUUAACGCUGUGGCCCAAGUAUGGACACGAAUGCCCCGGCAAAGUGGACACCGGCUGGAUCUUUCCACAAUGGCUUCGCAGUAGCCUGCUGCUGGAAAGUAAACCCCUCCUAGUGGCAGGUCCUGAUGCUGUCACGGGGAGCCCUCCCUUGGGCCCCUCCCGCUCCAGCCUCCACUGGUCUUUUCUGCAGCUCAGGGGGUGGCACACCGCCUCCAGAUGGCAGCUCCCCUCACUACACUUGGCACAGCGCACUUGGCACUCCAUCAUAUUCCCUGGGCGAACUGAUGAACUAUCUGGCAGCAUCUUGCCUGGGCUCCCUGCGCCCAGCUGCCUUCGUGCAGGGGGUACCAUCCACCUCACAGGAGCACCCCUGGCGCCUUGACAUUUCUGAGGUCAAGACUUGGAGAGGCGGCAAUCCAGGCCCAUUAGAUUCCAGCAUGCCCGCUUCAGUGAGAGGCUCAUCCCCUCACGUGGCAGUCGCCCCAGCCACACACAGCUAACCCCUUCCUUCUCGGUGCUCCCCACCACCCGUCCACUUCUCUUCCCUCUGUCCCUGGCACUGAUCACACCUGUGAUGCCUAUCACAACCUCCUUCUUGACUAGAGUUCUUCGGAAGGCAGGGGCCCCAGCAGGUCCCAGCUAACCCCAAGGCGUGAAAACAGUGCCCGCAUUUAUAGGCCAUGCUUGCAGCUGAUUGGGCACCUGACACAAGCCCACCCAUAGGUUCAUCAGCAGCCUAUGAGAUGACUUAGAAGCUGUGUCCAAUCCGGGAGGCCGGGCCUGAACUGGCCAAUCAGGUUUCUCUCAGUCUUGGGCAUUUGAAUACAGGGCAGGAGGUGGCCGCAAGGAGCAGGUGCAUGUGGAGAAGAGCCCCAAAAGGCUAGAGAGGAGUUAGCAGAGGGGCCUGGGCUCCUAUUACUAAUACUGCUGCUCCCCAGGGGGUUACUGCAUUUCACUCAGGAUUCCUGUUUCUUCUAUGCCCAAAAUAAACUCCCUUUUCUUGAGGUUGUCUGAGUCUUGGAUCCUUACCAUGGAAUAGCUUAAUUACCGGGCAUCGCACUUCCCACCUCCUGCCAUAUGGUGCUGUGUGUUCUGGGCCGUAAGUCUCCUCAGUCCUGAGGAGAGCAUCAGACCCAAGCUCAGUGCCCACAACUUUGCUGUGUGUCCUCGGGCAAACCAGGAAAUCUCUCUGCAAGUGAAUUUCCACUUUGCAGAAUUCUUGGGAGGGUUACAUU